AUGUCUCCCUCACUCUCACGCAAUCUUUUCAAGGUGGUCUCUCCGAUACUGCUCGUCAUUUUCCUCAUCUCUUUAUUCGGCUCCGCUUCUGCAGCAUCGUCCCCAUCACAGUCACCAUCCGUGGAGACCGAGCUCAUAUGCCACACAGACAACCCGGCGGAAUGUUAUCCAAAGGUGUUCUCUGCGACCGACGAGUUCCAAAUCAUCCGCGAUGACCAGGACCUGCCACCGGGCUUGCAUGUGCAACUCGAUAUGCAGACUGGACAAAAACAGGCAAAACUCUACAACCCAAAUGAGGACGAAAACCCAGCACUUGCGGGCCUGCCCGUUGACCAGGCUGUGAUGGUGAUAGAUCCGGAACCGUCACAAGGAGAGCCCCAGAUCCCCUCUGGCGCACCGGCGUAUGAGCCUGUCGGUGCAGUAAAAGAGCCGCGUGAGAAGGACGAGGGGUAUACCGAGGCCCUGCAGACGAUGAAGGAUUAUUCGGAAAACCCCCACUCAUUCGAGUCGAGCCCGCUGGACGAAGCACUCCAAACCCUCGAAGACCUGUCUCAUGAUAUGUACUACGGUUUGCAGAUUGCGGGGGACACCGAGGCCCUACAAGCUCUGCUCUGUCUUCUCACCAAGCGGGAUGUGGUGCAGGCUGAGGCGCGACAGCUGACAGACCGGCACGAUUUCCUUGCAUCGUCGACGUUGGCCUCGGCCGUGCGAAACAAUGCUCCUGCCCUUCAAGCGCUCGAAAAAUCGUGGGAUGCGGUCAUGGAGAAGCAGUGCCACUUCCACUCUCAACCCUUGAGACACGAACUAUACCACAAGCUAGCACCCACAACCGAGCCGGGGAGCAAAGGAGAGUCUCUGGAAGCAGAUUUCAUCGGCCGGAAUCUCGCCGCCUUACCCGGGCUCCUCAAGAGCCCAAAGAUCAGGGCCGAGUUCCUGGAGAACGACGGCAUGCGGAGCUUCCUCAAGAUCCUCCUCCGGGAAGGAGCGGACUGGGAUCCCAGAAGGCCCAAAGUUGCCAGCAUCGUGUCCGACACCUUCCUCGACGAGGCCCUCGGAGCGAGCCUGGGGAUCUGGCCCACUCGAGGGCCUGCCGAUGCCAGUGUGUGUGCCGCAGGGGGUCCGGAGUGUCUGGAUGAAGGGUGCUGGGAGUACCACCUGGAGAAGAUGAGCGGUGAUCCGCAAUGGAGUCGCGAACUCCUGCUAUUGUUGAAGCAGGGACGACCUGAUGGUUCUGAAGCUGCGACUCCGCCAAUACACAAUGAACUAUAA
Anthostomella pinea is the source of this 1269-nucleotide messenger RNA. The record is from the annotation of a GenBank genome assembly. Lineage: Eukaryota; Fungi; Ascomycota; Sordariomycetes; Xylariales; Xylariaceae.